This is a messenger RNA of Parnassius apollo (apollo), 1005 nucleotides long. Lineage: Eukaryota; Metazoa; Arthropoda; Insecta; Lepidoptera; Papilionidae. The record is from the annotation of a GenBank genome assembly.
AUGAAUAACACAAGAGGAAGGCGGUUAGUACAGUUAGCUACAAGUUCCUUUCAACAACCUCGCCAGCAGCGACUGAACGAAGCUACUGGCCAGCUGCAUGAAGAUGAAACUAUGCAGCAGUGUGACACGUCUAGUGAAGAGGUCUUGUUCAAAGAAGGGUCGUCUUCUGACUCAGAUUACCUGCCAGAAGAAAGUAAUGUUGGCUUUCAAUAUAAUACAUUAGAAGAAAGUACAAGCUCCAACGUAGAGGUCCUUGAUGAGGAGACAGGAGUGCUUACUCGUAAGGAUACCCACAAAAUGAAACGCAAUCGUAAGGGCCAAGCAGAUCAGACAAAAUGGAAGAGGUUAAGAAACUCUAAGGCUGGGUUACAAGGUAAACAGUAUGAAGAUUUUGAGAAGGAUAGGAAUGGAAAAUACAAACAAAUACUAUUAAGAUCAGCUAAAUGCUUACUGGCAAGAUGUGGUGGGCAUACUGAAAUGAAACAUGGAGGACCGAGACAAAGGUUUGAAUGUGAAAUGUUAACCGAAAAAGACCGAAAACUGAUUUUUGAUUCUUAUUGGGCACUGAGUUCUUGGGAAGCUCAUAAAGUAUAUAUCCGAAAUUUAGUAAGUCUAUAUGCACCACAGCAUCGACGUUCAUCAAGCCUAGAUUCUAGGAAAAACAAAGGAUUUAAAUAUUUCCUAUCUUUGAAAGAUAAUGCUAAGAGAGUUCAUGUUUUCGAAAAGAACAAAAUCAUCGAACAAAAAUGCCUCGAAGUUGGGCACACCCAGAUGGAGGUCGACUCGAUACAUAGCAGCAUCGAAAGAAAGUUGUCACCUCAUCGAGAUAUUUUCAUUCCUGGAGACUAUAUAAAUAUAAUAAAGAGCGCAAGAAGCAAGCCUGAACCGUAUAAAGUAGUUUGUCUAAGCUACAGUGAUUUCAGCAUGUAUGAAGAUGUUAGAUACUCCAGUAUUCGACCAGGAAACAAAAAAGGCGAUCCACUUGUAGUUGAUAUUGUUGCAUGA